Scylla paramamosain (green mud crab) is the source of this 791-nucleotide messenger RNA. RefSeq lists its product as uncharacterized. NCBI's taxonomy places the organism in Eukaryota, Metazoa, Arthropoda, Malacostraca, Decapoda, Portunidae. The coding region runs from base 35 to 379 and encodes 114 amino acids. The record is from RefSeq and is a predicted model, not a curated record. The transcript is spliced from 3 exons.
GCUCAGCAGCGUCAUUAUCCCUGACGGAGCCACAAUGAAGCCCAUAGUGGUGAGUCUCCUGCUGGUGACGCUGGCUGGGGCUCUUGUUGCAGGAGCGCCUUAUCCAGAGCCAGACCUGCAUUUCUUCCUCCAGGACGAACCCGACGACGUUACCGAGGAAGAGUCUCAGGAAGAUUAUUACGUCCGCAAGAAGAGACAAUUUAAUGGCGGCUUCAAUGUUGCUCACACGCCUUUCGGAAAGAACUACAAUGCAAAUCUGGGAUACAACCACGUCUUCAACAAAGGCAGGACCUCUGUUGGGGGUACUGGCUUCAAAUCCUGGGGCGUCGGCGGCAAGUCGCAUGGCUUCGGAAUCAACUUCUCACACUCUUUCGGCUAGAAAAUAUUGCGACCAGCACCGCCAGACCAGAAGACAUGGAAUUUUUUUGUUACUCACUUUACCGACUAGUUUAAAAAUCAUUGUCAUUACGGUUUUUUUGAGAGAAAAUGAGCUAGCUUUUUUUUUUUUUUGUGAUUCUAUUACCAUUGAUUCUACCUUCUUAGCGCAUAGAAAAACAAAGUAUGCUUCUAUGUAAUGGAUGGAUACUAAGGCAUGACAGUAGAGUUUAUCUAUGGUCGCCUCCACGCCAGGCUGAGAGUUGUACCUAUCCUCCUCAUCCUCACGGGCGUGGAUGGAGGCACUUGCUCAUCUGAGAUUUCACGCGAAUAUCAGCAAUUGUUCAACAUGAUUCGGCUUUACAUGAAAUAGUUAAAAUCUUUGAUGUGUAGUCAAUAAAAGUGCUCUGAAUAUG